CUGCAUUAGCGUUAAGCAAUUACUUCCUGUCAAAUGUUAACCCGAAUUUACGUACGUGUGACUUUCACUUCAACACAGAAAUAGAUUGAUGUCAUAGGUUAACAAUGGAGAAGCGGGAGAAGUAUUCAUUGGAGACCGUCCCCGCUCGGGUAAAUAAAAUUGUUGUAAAAGGUAUUAACAAGACCAAAGAUGAGUUUUUACAGAAGAAACUACAGACCAUCUUUAAGGCAGAAAAUGUUCUUCAGAUGUUUAUUCUGUGUAAGGCAGCUGAGACUGAACUCAAAAGACUGGACAUCUUUAAAUCGAUACAGAUUGUAAUAGACACAUCUAAAAAUGUGGAUGGAGACAACAAAUAUGACGUGUUGUUUAAUGUGAAGGAGAAUAGAUGGCUCUACGGCGGUGCUCAUACCACAUUUGGUGGUGACAAUAAUGCCACAAUGGUGGGUAGCCUUGCUUUACCAAACACGUUUGGCAGAGCUGAGAAUGUGAGACUGGAAUACAACAGAAGUCUGAAGGGGGAUCAUGGAGGGGCAUUCCGCUUCUCUAAACCGCUGAAUGGCAACCCCGAUGUCAGAUUUUCUACAUCUGUGUAUGAAAUGAACUUGGAGUAUCCAUGGAGUGGAUUCAAAGAAAAGUCUAGAGGCAUCAACAUGGACUUCACUUUUCCAUCCAGCCUAGGAAAGCACUGUCUUCGAUGGGAAGGGAUCUGGAGAGAUCUCCGAGCGCUCAGUCGAACAACAUCCUUCACUGUGCGAGAACAGGCUGGUCAUUCCUUAAAGUCUAGUCUCAAGCAUCAGUUCACACGAGAUGAGAGAGACGCUCCCAUAUUACCAAGUAAAGGAGCUUUGUUUAAAAUGGAACAGGAGUUUGCGGGUCUUGGAGGAAAUGUAGAGUUCUUCAAGCACGACAUGGAACUUCAGUUCAACCAAAAGCUUGUACUAGACACAGUCAUACAGAUGUCUCUGGCUGGAGGAGUUGUGAAGAAUCCCAAUCCUAAUGAAGAAAUACGCAUCAACGAUCGCUUCUUCCUGGGGGGUCCGUUAACGCUUCGUGGAUUUAACGCCCGGGGAGUUGGUCCCCACAGUGAUGAAAAUGCCCUAGGUGGUGAAACAUAUUGGGCAGGCGGCCUUCAUCUUUACACACCAUUACCUUUCCGACCAGGAAAAGGAGGAUUUGGCGAUUUUUUCCGAUCACAUUUCUUCAUCAAUGCUGGCAAUGUUUAUAACUUACAAUCAGAUAAGUCUGUGCUGGAGAACCUUAAGGGGCUCUCAGAUGAAUUCCGAUUGUCAUAUGGAGCAGGGAUUGUACUGAUGCUGGGAAAUUUAGCACGAAUGGAAUUAAAUUACGUUGUACCCCUCAGGGCUCAGGCUCGGGACAGUGUUAACACAGGCCUGCAGUUUGGAAUUGGAGUAAAUUUUCUGUGAUAUCAUGUAUCAUGUAAUCAACAGGGCAUCAUGUGACUUGCCACUACGCUGUGUAAUAAAUUUUUGUUUUGUGUAUGAAAGAGAAGGACUGGAAAUAAAGAUGAAGACAUUGGU
Molecule: messenger RNA, 1538 nt
Organism: Ostrea edulis (European flat oyster)
Lineage: Eukaryota; Metazoa; Mollusca; Bivalvia; Ostreida; Ostreidae
Product: sorting and assembly machinery component 50 homolog
Exons: 14
Coding region: 105-1424 (439 amino acids)
Biological process (GO): mitochondrial respiratory chain complex assembly; protein insertion into mitochondrial outer membrane
Cellular component (GO): outer membrane; SAM complex
Source: RefSeq, a predicted model, not a curated record